Gasterosteus aculeatus aculeatus (three-spined stickleback) is the source of this 2173-nucleotide messenger RNA. RefSeq names its product phosphomannomutase 1 (gene pmm1). Gene Ontology annotation, molecular function: phosphomannomutase activity. Lineage: Eukaryota; Metazoa; Chordata; Actinopteri; Perciformes; Gasterosteidae. The record is from RefSeq and is a predicted model, not a curated record. Gene Ontology annotation, cellular component: cytosol. Gene Ontology annotation, biological process: protein N-linked glycosylation; mannose metabolic process; GDP-mannose biosynthetic process.
AGCGAGUCGUGUGUGUGGAGCUUGAAGGGUUCCGUCGACCCGGCUGAUCCGAGCCGAACCGUGACAGCGGGGACACGAAGAAGAGGAAGCUAAAGAAGAAAAACAAGCCAGCUCAAAGAGAUUUAAUUAAUUUAAAACCAUCUUUAACACAGUUAUUCAUGCGGAUAUUUUAACUGCAGCUGGAGACUUUGAUUAUUUUCUGUGUAUAAUUACGCGGGUUUUUUUUUUUUGCACGAGCGUGGACCUGUGACACGUGCAAUUUGUAAAGAAAAAACAACACGGAGAGAAGAAGAAAUGGAGAAAUCAAACGGCUACUCGUCCGAACGGAACAUCCUCUGCCUGUUUGACGUGGACGGGACCUUGACAGCACCUCGAGAGAAAAUCGAUCCCCAGUUGGACGAGUUUUUCCAGACCCUGAGGAGGAAAGUGAAGAUCGGCAUCGUGGGAGGUUCCGACUACUCAAAGAUAGCCGAGCAGCUCGGGGAGGGGGAUGAUGUGAUACACAAGUUUGACUAUGUCUUUGCUGAGAACGGGACAGUGCAAUACAAAGAUGGGAAACUCCUCUCAAAGCAUGCGAUACAGAACCAGAUCGGCGAGGAGCUGCUCCAGGACCUCAUCAACUUCUGCCUCAGCUACAUGGGGCUCAUCAAACUGCCAAAGAAAAGGGGAACGUUCAUUGAGUUCAGGAAUGGAAUGCUCAACAUUUCCCCCAUCGGGCGGAGCUGCACACUGGAGGAGCGAAUUGAAUUCUCUGAAAUCGACAAGAGAGAGAAGAUCAGGGAGAAAUUUGUUGCCGCCCUGAAAGAGGAGUUUGCUGGGAAGGGACUGCGGUUCACUAAAGGCGGCCUCAUCAGCUUCGACAUCUUCCCAGAGGGCUGGGACAAGAGGCUGUGUUUGGAGCAGCUGGCCAGCGAAAGUCUGGACACCAUCUAUUUCUUUGGCAACGAGACGUCAGAUGGGGGAAACGACUAUGAGAUCUUCAACGACCCGCGGACUGUCGGCUUCACGGUCUACUCCCCGGAGGACACGGCCCGCUUCUGUCGGGAGCUUUUCUUUAAUGCUUCACCCCACGAGCCCUGACGUCCUGGAAUGCCCCCACCUCCCCUCCACCCUUCUUCGGCCCGCUGGUACGACAACGAGCAACACCGGCCCAUAUUUUAACUGCUGAAAAGUACUACUGAUCAUGUCAUUAUUAAUAGGAUUACUCUAAAGACCAAUAGGCCGCAGCCGGGUGAUUUGACUAAAUCUGCGCAAUAAAUCCGGCUGCUUUUUUAUUCUGUUUUAAAAAAAAUUGAGAAAGUGUUAAAUGUUGAUGUAUGUGAAGGUUUUAAAUACUGUGUAAAGUGUAAAGGCACUGUGAAGCAUGUGAGGAGCCAAAAAAAGCAUGGAGAGAUUCUUAAAUAUUCAGCAGUGUUGGAUGAUGUAGAAUGAUUCUUGCACGUUGGUGUAGUCGUGUUGAUCACUGCUGAAGAAGGAGAGUGAAGCGAAGCCGGUGAGAAGGAUCUGCUGGUGUUGGGAGUCUGCAGUUGGCGACGUAUAAUUCACUCCAGGUAUUUCCAUGUCUCUGCAGCGCUCUGAGCUGGAUGAGAUGUAUUCUUUAUUUACUGUGUAAUCCCGUAAAUUUCAAAUAUUCAGUUCAGAUUUCUAUUUAAAAGCUCAACAUUAAUGAUGCAAAAGAACAUAACCAGUGAAUUAAGCUACUGUGACCAAGUCACUCUGCAAACCUUUGUCAGUUGAUAUGACACUUGAUAUUACUUUGUAUGUAAAAUAUUUUUACGAGCUGGGUCGUGUCCUGCACGCUGCCUGGCUGCUUGUAUCCAUGCUUAUUGCUAAUCUUUUUCAGACGUAGUUUUUAACAGAUGCUUAAAGGGUUUUUUUAAGUAACUUUUAAAAUUUUGAAUAUUGAAAUUUUGUUUUGUUUAGAAAAAAAGAGCCUCCUGGAUAUAUCUUUGUAGUAAAUAUGAAGCUUUUGAUGAAUCCUCAGCUGCAGUUCUGUGUGUACACUCCUUCCACAAAUAAGACUUAAUGGAUCAUGUCGACAACCACAAGCAGGGAAUUAAUUCAUGUUAAUGUUUCACUGAUUAAAGAGAUCGAUCUUGUUGUCUCUCAGUCAUUUAUGGAUAAAAAAGGAAUUUGUUCAAUUCAUGGUAACAAAGCUUUUUUGAUAACAUCA